UUCUUUACAUGAUAAAUAUUGUUUAUGGUUUUUAAGUGACUUUAUUUGGCCCUGAGAAAAGUGAAAACAUUUGUUAUUUAAACCUGUAUUGAUUAAAAAUCACAACAUAAAUCAACAUAAUCGUGGUUUUGCACAAACUAAAAAGUAAACGUCACCAAAAUAGACGUCACUUUUGACCACAAAACAGUAUUUCCCGCCUCAGACCGCAGCCUGUUAAAACCUUGACUCUUGACUACAUUAAAACAUGAAGCGACAAACGGAAGUCAAAAAUAGAAAUAAAAGAGCUGCAGUGCAGUGUAAGUAUCGGCGGCCAGGGGGCGCCAAACAAAUGUAUCUGCUCUGACACGACAGGCAAAAUAAAACCACGAAGAAGAAGAAAUCUGCCGAAUAAAAACACGAAGAAGAAGAAAUCUGCCGAAUAAAAACACGAAGAAGAAGAAGAAGAAGGACGGCGAGUGACGCUUGUAACAAAGUCUUCUUUUUCAAAGUUGAAUGGCGACGAGCCGCGUGGUCAAUCUUUACUUGGACCUUCUUUCUCAGCCUUGCCGCGCCGUCCACAUCCUGGUCAAUGUCGCCGACAUCCCGCACCGCGUCCACACGGUGGCGCUCAGGAAAGGAGAACAACAGAGUGCACACUUCACCGACAUCAACCCCGUGCAGAAAGUUCCUGUCAUAGAAGUCGACGGCUUUGUGCUCACUGAGAGUGCCGCCAUCUUGAAGUACCUGUGCAGCAAGUACGAGGUUGCCGAGCACUGGUAUCCACGGCAACCAGAGAGGCGGGCCCGAGUGGAGGAGUACACGGCGUGGCAUCACACCAACACUCGAGCGCACGCCGCCAAAGUCUUCCUGCUGGAGGUCCUCAUCCCCACCCGCACCGCUUCUGGCGUGGACCAGGCGCUGUUGUCCCGCGCCUUGUCCCAGCUGGACGCCACGCUGGACCUGCUGGAGUCCAUGUUCCUGCGGAGACAGCCCUUCCUGUGCGGCGAUGACAUCACGCUGGCGGACCUGCUCGCCGCCUGCGAGCUCAUGCAGCCCGUAGGUGGCGGCAGAGACGUCUUGCAGGGACGUCCUCAGCUGCGGCGCUGGAUGACCCGGGUCCAGUCGGCGCUGGGCCACGCCUUCCACGAGGCGCACGCCGUCCUGUACGCCGUCAGAGACCGCCGCCGGGCCAAGCUGUGAGCCGCCUCCCCACGUUGCCACGACGACCAGAUGCGGACAGACAAGCGGCUCGUCAAACGCAAUGAAAAAAUAAAAGUCUUUAUUAAGAAA
Nerophis ophidion (straightnose pipefish) is the source of this 1269-nucleotide messenger RNA. It is a transcript of the gene gstt2, whose product is annotated as glutathione S-transferase theta 2. The transcript is spliced from 5 exons. Gene Ontology annotation, cellular component: cytoplasm. The record is from RefSeq and is a predicted model, not a curated record. The coding region runs from base 493 to 1179 and encodes 228 amino acids. Lineage: Eukaryota; Metazoa; Chordata; Actinopteri; Syngnathiformes; Syngnathidae. Gene Ontology annotation, biological process: glutathione metabolic process. Gene Ontology annotation, molecular function: glutathione transferase activity.